AUGUACCUAAGGCAGAAUAUUCGUAUAUUACCUGCUUCUAUAACGAGAGCGACAAGACAAGACGAGACGAGAGCGACAAGACAAGACGAGACAAGCGCAACGAGACAAGACAAGACGAGACGAGCGCGACGAGACAAGACGAGACGAGACAAGCGCGACGAGAUAAGACGAGACGAGCGCGACGAGACGAGACGAGACGAGAGCGAUAAGACAAGACAAGACGAGACAAGACGAGACGAGAGCGACAAGAGAGGAGAGCGACAAGACGAGAGCAACGAGACAAGACGAGAGCGACGAGAGCGACGAGAGCGACAAGACAAGACGAGACAAGCGCAACGAGACAAGACGAGACGAGCGCGACGAGACGAGACGCGACGAGACUAACGAGACGCGACGAGACUAACGAGACCGACGAGACUAACGAGACCGACGAGACCGACGAGACCGACGAGAUAUAACGAGACCGACAAGAUACGACGAGACCGACGAGACGCGACGCGACGAGAGCGACGCGACGUAACGUAACGCAACGAGGGCGACGAGAGCGACGAGAGGAAUAAGAGCAACGAGAGGAAUAAGAGCAACGAGAGGAACGAGACGCAAAAUACCUACCUAGAAAGGAGAGAGAGAGAGAGAUAGAAUACCUAAGAGAAAUAUUUUGAGAUAUCUUCUGCCUAAGGCAUAUUAUAAC
Messenger RNA from Sphaerulina musiva SO2202, 691 nucleotides. RefSeq lists its product as uncharacterized. The record is from RefSeq and is a predicted model, not a curated record. The transcript has a single exon. NCBI's taxonomy places the organism in Eukaryota, Fungi, Ascomycota, Dothideomycetes, Mycosphaerellales, Mycosphaerellaceae. Bases 1 to 384 code for a protein of 127 amino acids.